AUAUAUACAUACUGUCAAAGUGAACAUACUAACAUAAACCAUGAGAACAUUCAGAUGUUGUAUAUUUAAAUGUUUGAGUCAGCUGUCUAACCUUGUAUUUAUUUAUUUUUUUUGUUUUUGUUUUUAAACCUCUUCAGACAUUAUUGUAGAAAUCCUCUGUGUUCGCAAGAGCUUCUUCUUUUAGUUUUUUUUUUUUUAAAGUUCUCACAUGGAUUUUAAACAAAUUGUUUCUCUUUUUAAACCUGCUGCAAUGCAGAUGAGUCGCAGAAGAAAGCGAGGGAUCAAAACAUGCACAGAUUCUUGUCGGUCCGCAGGUUUGGGAUGUGAAAAAUGAGAUCAGGAUGAAUCACUUUAAAGGUCCUUCCUGGAUGUGAUGUUUUUAUGUGGUGCGAUAAAACUGAAAGCAGGUGUGCUCAAAAAAGGCUCGAGUUUCAUUUAUGUGUUUUCAUGUCAUCUAAAGCGCUUGAUAUUAAAACGUCACCGUUUUGAAAUAAAGUGCAAUCUACAGCGUUUGAUUAAAAGCCUGAAAUUGGAAAGCAUCGUUUAAAGUUGAAACUGGAUGUUUAAACAUAACAAAAUGACACACUUUAUUUUCUUACUUUCUGAAAUUAAUUCUUGUUUUAUGUUAAAAUUAGCAACAUUAUUUCAAUUUAGUAAAUUCCAUAAAACUUAGCAAGAUUUUUAUUUUCUUUUAGAGAUUUUUUUUGCAACUUAACCCAGUCAGAUGUAUGAGGGAGACAUUUUAAAACAUAAAAUUUUGCUACACUUCAGCUUACUUUGUCUCUGCUGUAGAAUAUAGAAUACCAUCACAAGCUAUUAUUAAUAACUGUAAUAAAUUACAGCAGAGAGUGGCGAAUUGAAAUGGUUUUUAUAUUGUUUUCAUCUUCAAAGUGUGGAGCUGGAAAACUGAAAAUACUGUGGAAGUGCAUGAACUUUUCUGCGAGAAAAGUGGGCGAACUGAAAAACAAACCAGACAUUUCGUUAAUCUAACCUUAGAAACCAGGUUAAAAAGCAUCAAAGGAAUCUUGUUGUUUAAAGGUAGCAGUCAGGAGAAGGGUACAAGAGCUUGCAGUGCACCAUUUGUAUACCAUGGUGACGAAAGUGGGUGGAGGAGGAUUGCUGAGAGGCCAAAAGUAAUAACAGCUUGUGUUCUCCAUGCUCUAAGAAUGUAUUAUUGGUGAAUCGGUUCGAAGUGUCAGCCAUGUUUGACCAAAAACCUUCACUUAAUCAAGUAAACGAUUUUUCACUUCCUUCCAUCUCACCAAAUCAUUGCUUUUGAAUUGAUACAUUAAAGAUGAGGGGAAUAAAGUUGUAAGAAUGCAUCUAGGUCUCGUCAUUUUACAUCACAUAAACCUAACAGCAGAGGAGUUGCAUUUUGACGGCAGACAGUGAGGCAGAGGUAGCACUGCAACGUAGCACAAGUGAGAUUCUAGAAAAUGUCACCGUUUAGCUUAGAUUUCUCCUUGUGAUCAAACUCAACGCCUCCGUCUUUUUCUUUUUUUUUUCUUUUAAUUCUUUACGUGCUGUGUUGAUGUUUGUGUCCAGGCUGAAUGGAUUUUUCACUGACGCUUAAUAAACAGGUUCAGGUGUGAAAAGUGUAGCAGUCCUGUCACGUAUAGGGGCCAAGAACGGUUUCUCACUGUCCGCUGGUUCAGCUCAUUUCCAUUACUACUGAAUAAAAAGCUACGAGACGAGAACGUGUCUGGUGUUUUUCUGUUUGCCGCGCGAGUUUGCCUCUUUAUUUUUAUUUUUAUUUUUUGUAUCUUUCUCCCAAUAAAGUGUAAGAGGAGCUUCUUCAUUCAGCUGGCAGGAGAAAGACAGUAAGUUCUAGUACUUUUCCUGUUCUGUUAGUGGAAAAGCGAGGUGACGGUGGUGAGAUUGUUUCCAACCGCACAUGUUCUUAUUUCCUUUCUGAGUGAUAACUGCUGCUGUCACAGAUGAGGCCGUCUAUUUUUAGCACGCAGCGACAAAAAAAAAUACAAUGAUCAGCUGCUUUACAAAAGACAACGACUUCAGAGGUGCAGAGUGGAACAAAAACAAAGUAUCUAUGUAGAGGAAUGUUCUAGUUUCUCUUUGAACGUUAUGCAAGCGCUAGAAAACACUGCGUCAUAAAGUAACGCUGUUAAAGAUUGAUCUUUUUGGGGACCUACUGAAGCCACAGUUUGCCAGGGUGUACACGCAUCCCACGUCUUAAUGUGUAUUAAAUUGAUUAAAAAUGUAAUUUGGCAUUAAAUGCGCUAAUCAGGUCUUAAAUUUUGUUGUGUCAGAACUAUUUAAUUUCGUAUGCUAUGUAGUUUUUUUUUUUCUCGCAGGAUUGUUGCCUUUUCCAUCAGGCAAGAUGUUCUUAACUUAAGCUAUCCGGUCUAUGACUCAAGGUGGUUAAAGCCACAAACAAAAACACUUAAUAUUCAUGUAUAUGAUUAAGGCUACUGAUAUGUAGCUGCUAAUACUGGAUCGCUAUGUGGUUAGCAAGCAAACAAAUCGACCGUUAGCAGCUAGCAAACGGCUGGUGAAGCACAAAGCUGCUUCCACGAGCCACAAAAAUACCCCAGAAAUGUCUGUUUUGUCCUCUUACAUUUGCACAUAUCUUGUGUUAAAUUUUAUUCAUUAUGGUCUUUCAUAUGUUUUUUUUUUUUUUUUUAAGUCAGACAUGUACAGGUGAAACCUUCAUAAAACGGUUUGCGGAGCUGGCCUGAAUUCAAUUCUGCUUCAGUUGCAUCGCACUUGAAUCUGACAUCAAACACAGCGAGGCGGAGGUAUAGAAAGCUCCGCCAUUAGAAAAUCUGACCCGUUUCAUAAAUGUCGCGCUGCUAUGGAAGAUUUUUAAUGGUGAUAACUUUCCAUAUGUGCUAACGGGCUGUUCUGGUGAUUCAACUCCAGUCUGAUCUGUUCUUCUAUUUCUUCCGUUCACUGCUGUCGUUUUGGUUCGAUUCCAAACCUCUAGAUUUUAUCACGCCACCAGUACCAGAGAAGAUGCCUUUUCCGGCAACAACAAAAUGUUAUCGUAAUAUUUUUCCUUGCCUUUAAAAUGCACAAAUAGAAACAACACCCACAUUGAAUUUCUAAUCAAUUUUUCAGUAACCUUUCCACUUUGCCUGCGUUUUUGUUUAACAUGUAGUAAUAUGGAGGACAGGUGUAACUGAGUCAGGUUUGUAGGCCGCCUCGCUUCACAAGCAUCUCAUGGUGUAGCAUUAGAGCAAAUAUCAUCCCUCCACAUAACCAUCCAGGGUGGGAUUUAGGUCCCUUACUACAUGACUUCCUCACUUCAUUUCUCAUUAGUGCUGAAUAAAAGCCUCCAGAACCUUUCUAAAAGUUUUUAUUAAUUAUUGUGCCAAUGCUGUGGAUUUCUUGCCAAUGUUUUUAUAUGUUGCGUCAAUAUUUCAAUAUAAUUUCCCCAAAUAGAUAACUGUAUCCCUGAGAGAUGUCAGAAAAAAAAAAAUCAGAGGUUCAGAUCAAACCACAACAGCACUGCAAGUGCAAAGGCCACUUACGCAGGCAGGAACGCUCAUUCCAUAGACAUGCGGUGCGUUUCAGAGAUCUGCACUGGAUUAGCGAGCAUCGCUGCAGGGCGCUCUGAGUCAGAUGUUCGAGCGUCGAACGUCACAGGAAGCUGAAGCUGAAGCUGGGCGUCGUUACAUAAAGACGAGGCGGGAGACCUCCUCUCUCUUCAGUCAGCCCACGUUAGAAACAGCUGCAAAAACACAGCAGCAGCAGAAGAAGAAGAGGCAGAGCUCAGCGUCACUCAAUCUUUAAAGGAUUUUCUUACAGAAGAUAAGGAUUUAGCUGCAAGCAUUGUCUUUGGAUAUCACUGCGUCAUCUUGAUACAUUACUGGAGCAAGAAACAAACUGGGUAGAGCAUGGGCACCUGCUACACCAGAUGUCAGUGCAACCAGACAGUCCUCGAAAAUCAGCCUGGAUCUGCGACGCCAAGACAACAGGAAAGUGUGAUCGUCUCUUUGUACGACUACCCAUCGUUUGAGUGCACAGAACUGACCAUGCACAUGGGGGAAAGGCUGACCGUAGUCUCAGACGACGGUGAUUUCGUGAUGGUGAGAUCCACGACCACCGGGCGCGAGAGCUACGUGCCCACCAACUACACGGCGAAGGUGACAGACAAGUGGCUGUACACGGGGAUCAGCAGGUGUAAAGCAGAGGAACUCCUUAGACAUCCCAGCAACCAGACUGGAGCCUUUUUGAUCCGUGAAUCAGAGACAAACAGAGACAGCUAUUCCCUCUCCAUCCUGCGGAGGACCGGCUCCUCAGACCUGAACCCCGUGAAGCACUACCGCAUCUCCCAGCUGGAAAACUCGUGGGUCUACAUUUCUCCAGGUCUCACAUUCCCCUCCCUCCAUUACCUGGUGCAACACUAUUCAGAACUUCCAGAUGGGCUGUGCUGUCGACUGACUGUCCCUUGCUUCAUCCAAGGGUUGGAUGAGCCCAGACCAGUUCCCACCACCGUCCGGAGGCCGACCAUCAACUGGAGGGAAAUUAGCAGGUCCGUGAUUCUCGGAAGGAAGAGAACCGAGUCGGACAACUCCCUGGUGAGCGACGGGCUGAGGGAGGCCAUCAGCUCCUACCUCCAGUUAACAGAGUGCAAAGAUCACAGCUGGGACACGUGAAGGGAAGCCUGUGUGGUCAGUUUGGGGGAAAAAAAAACAAACAAAAAAAAUGAAGUCCAACAAAAAGAGUGUAGGAAAUUACUGCUCUGGGGCUGCUGCAAGCUUGAGCAAACCCCUGAAGGAGGUCCUCUGCACGCCCAAACGCCGUCUCUGAGGAUUGGUCCAGGAACAGAAGCGAGGCAGAGGCACUACACCGCUCAGAGACGAGUCAAACUGUCGGCCAUUUUUAGUGGAAGGCGGACGAAGCACAGAGGCAGAGGAUGUCGGCUGCAAAGAGGCUAUGAAUGUUUCACCUAAUUUAUGAAGAUUUUAACUUAAUAUUGUCUGUUAACAUUACAGCAAUGUGAUUGUAUCUGAAUGUUGUCGCUGUUGUCUUGUUAUUUGAAACUAAUAUAAUCUAUACGCUACCAAUAAAUAAUUUACACCAAUAAAAACCACAUAUUUACAAGA
Molecule: messenger RNA, 5069 nt
Organism: Poecilia reticulata (guppy)
Lineage: Eukaryota; Metazoa; Chordata; Actinopteri; Cyprinodontiformes; Poeciliidae
Source: RefSeq, a predicted model, not a curated record